Molecule: messenger RNA, 1122 nt
Organism: Plasmodium adleri (nom. inval.)
Lineage: Eukaryota; Apicomplexa; Aconoidasida; Haemosporida; Plasmodiidae
Product: conserved protein, unknown function
Exons: 7
Coding region: 1-1122 (373 amino acids)
Biological process (GO): DNA damage response
Molecular function (GO): single-stranded DNA binding
Source: RefSeq, a predicted model, not a curated record
AUGUGUGUUCGAAUGCAUUUUAAUAUUGACUUAAAUGUUUUGAAAAGUAAAUAUAAAUGUAACAAAAUAGUUAAUGAUGACAAAGUAAAAAAAGGAAUGAUCAACAAGAAAAAUUAUGUACCCAUCAUUUUUGAAAGUGCUGAAAAUUCCACAUCAAAAGAAAAAAUUAUUAAUGUCUGCCUAUGGGGAAUUUCUCCUUUCACUUAUGGAAAAACAGAAAAAGACUUUGCUUUGAUUAAUGCUAGAUUGGAGACCCUACACAUAAAAAAAUCAUUCAGUGUAUUAAUAAAUAAAAAUAGAUGUGCUGUCAUUGUCAAUGGUUACUUUGAAUGGAUGGGUAACGAAGGAUCCUCCAAAAAAAUUCCAUAUUAUAUAUACAAUGGUAACACAAAUAAUAAAAAUGAAUUAACAAUUAAAAAAGAAGAAUUGAAUAAUGUACAAUCUGAUAAUUACAAAUCAGAGAAUGAAGACAGUGAUAGUAAAAUAAAAAAGGAGGAGGAUAACAAACAGGGAAAUGUACAAGUAAAAGAAGAAGUAAAGGAUGAAAUAAAAGAAGAAACAAAAGAUGAAACAAAAGAUGAAAUAAAAGAUGAAGUAAAAGAUGAAAUAAAAGAAGAAGUAAAUGAAGAACAAGAUGAAGAUCAAUUAGUUGAUGAAAAUUCUCAUAAGCGAAAAAAAGUUAUAAAUGACGAAACUUCUAAUAAAAAAAUAAAAAAAGAACUUUCUGAUGAAGUAGAUAAUUUAAAUAAUAUAGAAAACAACGAAAAUGAAAAGAAACAAGAAAACUCCUCAUAUAUAAUUCUUGCUGGGUUAUAUACUGUAUCUAAUGAUAAAAAGAAAGAAUGUCGAAAUACUAUAAUCACAACUUCGAGUGAAAAUACGAACUUACAAGAUAUCCACGAGAGAUGCCCUCUUCUUCUUAGUGAAAAUACCUUAUCCCUUUGGCUAGAUGUAGAAAAAAAAUACACAGAUAUAAUAGAUAAAGUUAAAGAGGAACACAUAAUCAUGAGCUCCCAAUUAAAAUUUAGGGAAGUUCAAAACUGGAAUGAUUUUACAAACUAUACUAAAGAAUAUAAAAAGGAUUCUAUUUUAAAAUAUGUUAAAAAAAAUGAAAAUAACUAA